Molecule: messenger RNA, 3014 nt
Organism: Schistocerca nitens (vagrant locust)
Lineage: Eukaryota; Metazoa; Arthropoda; Insecta; Orthoptera; Acrididae
Product: IQ and ubiquitin-like domain-containing protein
Exons: 12
Coding region: 1-2994 (997 amino acids)
Biological process (GO): cilium assembly
Cellular component (GO): acrosomal vesicle; motile cilium
Molecular function (GO): protein binding
Source: RefSeq, a predicted model, not a curated record
AUGGCCGAGGGCCUGGUGAGGCCAGCGGCUGCAGAGGUGUGGCAGUGGAGCCGCAGAAAAACAGCAAAGGGCGGAGAGCCUAGUGCGGAGAGCGGCCAGCUCGUGCCUACUAGUAAACAGAAGAGGAGACUGAAUAACCCAUCAGAGGAGCAACAAUUGCAAUCUGGACAACAUCAGGUCAAGAGCACUAAUAAAAUGAGGGAACAGAAUAGACCAAAGGUGAUUUGCACUGACAGUGACGCCAGCAGUGAUACUGGUGAUUAUUCUGUGCAUGACUCUGGCACUGACAUAGGCGUUGCUGGUAGUUCUUCUGAAAAUGAAACUGAAGAAUAUUACUACCAGGACAAAUCAACACUAAAUGAGACACCUGUGAAAAAUGUAGAAGCUACUAGCAGUGAUGAAGAGAGACAAAGAUGGAAUGGCACUGCAGAAAGGCAGUCUAAUGGUUUAUGCAUUACUGACAGAGGGGCAAAUGAAACAAAUAUUUUUUUAGAUAAUGAUAGCUUUAACAGUGACAAGAAAGAAAAUGGAACUAUAAAUGAUGACUUUUUGGAAACAUACACAUCAAUGCCACAAAAUACAGCACUUACUAUGGCAAGUAGUAGGACAAGCUCUGGAAGUAUGAGCAGAAAUGCAAAUUUGGGACAUAGUGUUUACUUUGAAGAUGAUGCAUAUUCCAAGGAAGAUGAUACAGAAUAUCGUGUUCAAAAAUCCUGUUCAUUUUGGAUACCAGGACAAGAAAUAUCAUCACAUUCUAAUACUGUCACUGUUAAAUUUGUCAUGGCUGCCGGAGAAGUUCUUACACAAGCAUAUGAUAUUUCUUUAUGUGUUGGAGAAAUUAAAAGAAAUCUUUCUAGUUUGUUCAGAGUUCCAACUCAAGUAAUUCAGCUAUCAGUACAGGGAGACAUACUUGAUGAUAAUAUUGUAUUAUCUGAACUUGGGGUUGAGCCUUUUGGAAGCAUUGAGAUAGAUCUUCAGUCCACUGACAUCAAUUACCAACUUUCCACUGAAGGCUUAUAUCAAGAAUAUCCAGUUUCAGAUGUUAUAACUGUUAGAGUUGAAACAGGUGAGCAAGAGUACAGAGAUGUUAUUGUAGAAAUUGAAAAUAGAUGCACUAGAAAGCCUUUUAUUGGUGGAUAUCGUCACAAAGGAACAGGAGUGGAGUAUCAUCACGCCUUCUCACAAACACAGCCCAUUCAGAGGGAUUUAUCCCAAGAAGAAAGAAUGCAGCGUGAAACACAGACAGUAUAUUAUUGUGAUAAAAACACUGGCAUGACAAUAGCAGAAAAAUAUACACAGAUUAGACAACAGGAUUACUUCAUUCCCUGUAUCCAUGACAGAAUCAUUGUACCCCAAAAGUACAUAUCAGCACAAGACAGGAUGCAGAUGGAAGCAUUUGAAGACAAGGUGGUCACCAUUCAGAGGUAUAUACGUGGUUGGCUGGCAAGAAGAAAAAUUUCUCAGAUAAAGGAAAACCUAAAACAUUGUAUUGACUGGGAGACCAAAGAGAUUCAAAUUCAGGAGGAAGAAAGAGAAACUCAUUUAAAGCACAAUGCACAACGAAUGACAUUUCCUAAAACACGAGCAGAUUUCAAUAUGCUUUAUAAUAUGGUGGAACGCUGGAGGAAGUCAGAAGUAAUGCGGAUACUUGCAACUACAACAACAGAAGCACCUAAAAGAGUUGAAUUCUGCUCCCUCCUUGAAAAAGAAAUACAAUUACUCUCCUCAAUUGAGAAUCACAGAAUUGCUAUCAAAGAAGAAGCACUCCACAAAAGAGAACUUGAGAUUAUCAAUAAGUGUUCUGAGCCUAUAACAUGGAGAGGAUACAAAGGCCUAAUUAUUUCCAUGGACACAAUACGGACACAAAGAGCAAGAGAAAUGAGGGAUCUGUACCUGGCUCUCAGUCAACAUGAUGGUAGUAAUGAAGAGCGCGCAGAACUACUUGAAAGUUUAAAAUAUGCUAACAACAGAGACAGAAAUCAACCCAUUACUGAACAAAGUGGCAAACAUCCGCAUUUGUAUUAUACGGCUAAUAAUACCACAGAGAACUCUGUCAGUGAAACAAGUGAUAAGUAUAAAUGGAAAACAGUUUCCUAUAAUAAGAAGGACAAACGUAAAAGUGCAACGAACAAAGAAGAUGACAAAAACGAUUUUCUGUUAAUAGGUGAUUCUAUAUUAAAAAAUGUUAUUGUGCCGGACUGCAAGGUCGAUGUUCGACCUGGAAUCCGAUCACAUCAACUCAACAAACAUUUUAAGAAUGUAUUGUCCACGAAAAGAAACACGGGCGAAACUGGUAACAAAACUUUAAGUACCGACGAUUACAGAGGUGUCUUAAUCCACGUGGGCACAAACUCCAUCCGCAGUAACAGUGAGGAAGAAAUCGUGAAUGAAACGCGGAAUCUGAUUAGAUCGGCGAAAACUGUAUACCCAACAUCCAGGCUGGUAAUUAGUGGAAUCAUUCAUCGAAGAUCGGAGAUUGAAAUUAGCAAGACAAAAAAUAUGUUCUACUGUGAGAGAUGCUGCAAAUUACUACCUUACUUGGAAUUUUCUCCAAAUUCAAGAAUGAAGUCUCUGAAGCAGUGUAGUUCCUGUAUGUGGAUUCAAAAUGUUGCAGUAUCCAGAACAGACUAUGGACCAUACAGUUAUAUUAUGCAGGCUGUUCGACGUGAAGAACAGAAAAGAAAGUGUUUUUCAUCUGUAGCCUUCAUCAUGCAAGAACAAGAUUUUUAUUAUCUUGUUAUGAAUAUAUGGCAUGGUCACUCUGCCAUAAGUGAAUCACGAGAUAUAAAUACUUUGAGACUCCCUCGAUGGAAUAUAAAAGAAGAUUGGUCUCCAUGGAACUGUAUUCUCCUUACUGAUAAUGAAACGAAGGCACAUAUAAAUCUGGAGAAUAUAAAUCAAACAUAUGUUCCUGAAUUCAUAGAACAAGUUGAACACAAACAUAUGUUAGCUAAAAGACGUUUUGACCGCUUAGCAAAAAUUGUGUUGGGGUAACCAUGAGACUGACAGUAUGC